Toxotes jaculatrix (banded archerfish) is the source of this 1650-nucleotide messenger RNA. RefSeq names its product RP9 pre-mRNA splicing factor (gene rp9). The record is from RefSeq and is a predicted model, not a curated record. Lineage: Eukaryota; Metazoa; Chordata; Actinopteri; Toxotidae. Bases 158 to 832 code for a protein of 224 amino acids. Gene Ontology annotation, biological process: RNA splicing. The transcript has 6 exons.
AGGAAGUACAGCAGCACCGCAGCAGCGUUUGCUAGUUAGCGGGUGGCUACAACGUUGGCCCGGUUUUCUCAGUGAAUAGUAAACAAAUUGCUCCUGAAUGCAGCAUUAUUUGUGAGUUACCGGUUUUUCGGGGACACAGUUGGUCGAUAUCAGGACAAUGUCGGACAGAAAGCGAACAAGAGAGAGGGAGGACAGACGAGACCACAAGAGACACAAGUCAUCAAAACAGGAUUUGGAGAAACUCAAAACACAAACGAAAAAACUCAACCAAGAAGUACAGAAACUGAAACAUGUCGAGACAUUCUAUGAGAAACCUCCACCAGGACUCAUUAAGGAGAGUGAGGAAAAGCCAGAGGACUGUAUUCCUGCUGAACCAGGAAAUGAAGAAGCCAGGAGCUUCCUGGCACACGCCCCCACCAAGGGGCUGUGGAUGCCUCUGGGGAAGGAAGUGAAGGUGAUGCAGUGCUGGAGAUGCAAACGCUACGGUCACAGGACAGGAGACAGGGAGUGUCCUUUCUUCAUCAAAGGCAACCAGAAACUGGAGCAGUUCAGAGUGGCUCACGAAGACCCAAUGUAUGACAUAAUUCGGGAAAACAAACGGAAUGAAAAAGAAACCAGGAUCCAGCAGCUGCAGCAGCUGCUCCAGGACACCACCUCCUCCUCUUCCUCCUCUGAUACAGAGAGCUCCUCCUCUUCUUCCUCCUCCUCUGACCACCAUCGCAGCAGGAAACGGAAAAAGAGGAAGGCCAAAAAGAAGAAAGACAAGAAGAAGAGGAAGAGGAAGCGAAAGCACAAGUCCUCCAAAACCAGCGGCGGUUCAGAUUCAGAUUGAGUGUUUGGAACAUCCUGACGCAUCUGCUCACAAAUUACGUGCUUUACACGUAGGAUGAGACUGUGAAUGAAGUAGCAGCAAAGGUAGAUCUUACACAGUAGUGAAGUGUGUUCUGCAGAGUGCACCAGAGUGAGCUGCACUCUGGAGACCUCCCUAAGCCUUUUCUCUGCAGAGUGAAACUCUGAAACUGUAAAUCCACUGCGCAUGACUUCUCUGAGCCGUCUUUAUUUGCUCCAGGGUUGACGACUUGCAUUUACAUCCUCUCUGUUAGAUCAUACUGCACAGGGUCAUAUGGAAUAGCUGCUUAAGUUAAGCGUGUGUACACAUGCCUUGGUGCAUAUGUGUGUCAAAAAGUAUUAGCUGUGUGGGUAAUGAAUCAAAAGUGAUGAGUUGAGCCCGCUAGUGUAAGAGAUAAUGUUCUUUUAUGGGGUCUAAUAGCAUGUCAGCAAAUAGUGUGUGUCAUUAAGAGAUUGUAUUUUCCACCAUAGUAUUUUUUUUUUUUGUUUUUUUUUUUUUGGUCCCUGCCAUCUCAUAGGAACUGAAUACUUUGAUUGUAGAGUGUGUUAAAUGCAGGGAGGUGGAAAAAAACCAUCUAAAUUAAACAUUAGAGUACAGUUAAAAAUUGUUUUCCACACAAGGCCAGAAUCUUUAACUGCCUGUGACUGUACAUAAAUAUUUGGAAUGAUUUGAGGUUGGAAAAUGCUUAUUUGCUUUUUUUUUUUUUUUUUUUCUCAGAAAGCCACAGAGAUUGGGGAAAGAAUGUAUGUGAAUGUGUCCCUUUAUUCUCAGAAUAAAGAUGGCUCUUUUUCUCCAGUGUU